CGUAAGCGCGGUGGGCGGGGCUUCAGUCCAGGCACCAUGGCUUCGGUCGGACCCGAGCCCGCUGGUCUGGCCCAAGGCAUCGUGGACAAGGGUUUAUACCAGAGGAAAGAGACACGUGGCUCAGCGGACAGCACAGAGGAGCAGCCAAAUGGUGACGCAGACAUAACCACCAGAGGGAGCUCUCCUGCCGCGGAGGCCAUGCUGAAUGGAGGUGACUGUGGGGAGUAUAAAGCCCUCUCACAGGGCUCCUCUCCGUCUAAGACUCUAGUAGUGAGCGAGAACGGUACUUCAGAGCCUCCACAUGUGUCUGUCACUGGGAGUAAUGGACUUUGUCUGGGUCAGACACACACAGAGCCCGGCCUAUCCCCACACCGGACUCACUGCUCCUCUGUAGGGGCGCACACGGACACUCCCCCCUCCCCUCCACCCACAUGUGGAGCCUCAGGGGACUCACUAAAGACUGAUCCCCCGAAAGGCUCCGGGCCUUCAGGCACCAAGAACGGCCCUCCUGUUCCAGUUCACAGAGCGCGCAAAACCAUGAGCCGGCCAGCAGUCAGCGCUGCUCAGAAGCUUCUAAACCGGGAAAUGCGAGAAUCCAAAGGUGCCAAAGGUGACCAGAUGGAUACUAAUGAGCCCCAAACCUCCUCUGACCUGCCCUCCACACAGAACCAGCUACCUCACAGUUCCACCCAGCAGACGGUCACCACAACGAGAAGUGACCGGAGCACAGCACAAAGCCCGCCCCCAGCCUCAACAGACCCCGCCUCCAGCUCUGCACCUGCCUCUACACCUGCCUCUGCUCCUACAUCUUCCAAACUGAAUCUGGUUCCCUUCUCUGGUACCCUGGUGUCCCGUAAGAAGAAGAGGAGGAUGGGGACCUACAGUUUGGUCCCAAAGAAGAAAGCCAAAGUGCUGAAGCAGCGAUCGGUUUUAGAGAUGUUUAAACAGCUGGAGCACACUGCCAAGAGCCCAGAGGCCAAACCAACAAACCUUAACGGUGAGAAGGUGGUGCACAUGUCUGAGGAGGAGGGGUCUGAGCUGGAAGAGUCUGAGGAGGAGCACAAGCCUCCAGAGGAACCAGCGUCAGAUGUCCAACAGGCCACACAGGAACCUGAAUGCACCACACAGGUGGGCCAGGAGCAGGAGAGCGAGGAGUCAGGGGAGGAGGAGGCAGAGGAGGAGGGCACAGAGUCUGACCUGAGCACGGGGUCCAGUGUGAGGCAGAAGAAGCCGAAGCAGACACUGAGGGGGGACAAGGCCUGGCUACGGCCGUCAAGGAAACGCAAGAGGAAGCUAAAAGCCAAAGACACUGAGCUGCAGGAUCAGUCUGAAGAUCCAGUCCAGCUCAAGUCCUCCGAGGAGAAGUCACCUUCUCAACCCAGUGAACCCUCUCAACCCAGCCCUCAACCCAGAAACGCGGAACCCAAAAACCCCCAACCUACCAAUGUGGAACCCAAAAGCCCCCAACCCGGUGACGUGAAACCCAAAAGCCCUCAACCCGGUGACGUGAAACCCAAAAGCCCUCAACCCGGUGACGUGGAACCCAAAAGCCCCCAACCCGGUGACGUGAAACCCAAAAGCCCCCAACCCGAUGACGUGAAACCCAAAAGCCCCCAACCCGAUGACGUGAAACCCAAAAGCCCACAACCCAGUGACGUGGAACCCAAAAGCCCACAACCCACUAUAGAACCAACUAUAGAACCCACUGUUGAACCAAACGUGGAGUCAACUUUAGAACCAACUGUAGAACCAACUGUAGAACCAACUGUAGAACCCAGCCUUGAACCCAGUGUGAAAACUAGUGUGGAAUCCAAUGCUGAACCCGCCGUGGAACCCAGUGCAGAAGUCAGUCCAGAGACCAACCUGCAGGAGCCCCCCUGCUCCUCCACCCCCCCACAGUCUGCUUCUAAAACAGACAAGAUGGAAACCAGCACUCCGCUGAGACCUACAGUAGAGGACAGUCAGGAGCUGCCCCUCUGCAGCUGUCGCAUGGAGACUCCAAAGAGCCGAGAGAUCCUGAUCCUGGCCGACAGGAAGUGCAUGGCCACAGAGAGCGUUGAUGGACAGCUGAGCCGUUGCCAGGGCGCCGUGCUCAAACAGGAAAUGAUGCGUCCGUCAAACUCUGUGCAGCUGCUGGUGCUGUGUGAAGACCACCGUACAGGCAUGGUCAAGCACCAAUGCUGCCCUGGCUGUGGCUACUUCUGUCGGGCUGGUACGUUUAUGGAGUGCCAGCCAGACGUUAGCAUCUCUCACCGCUUCCAUCGCGCCUGUGCCUCUGUGCUCAAAGGCCAGAGCUUCUGUCCUCACUGUGGAGAGGAGGUGAGCAAGGCCAAGGAGGUGACCAUCGCUAAGGCCGACACCACCUCCACAGUGCCCCCCGUACAGGUGCACCAUCCGGCCACACCCAGUGCUGCAGAGGGACGGGCAGACACCACCACGGGCAGUGUGUCCCGUCUCCCCCCAGAGGCCGAGCUGUGUACUGCAGACAGCUCCUUCUCUGUGCACUCUGCUCUGGACUCAGCUGUCCCCGGCCUGUCCCGCUCCUCCUCAGUGCAGAGCGGGACAGAGGGGCCAAUAGCUCACCCAGGACAUCCUCGGGAGACACUGGAGAGCGUCCUGGUGGCUCUGGACAAUGAGAAGCCCAAGAAGCUGCGCUUUCAUCCCAAACAGCUGUACCUCUCAGCCAAACAGGGCGAGCUACGGAGGGUCCUGCUCAUGCUGGUUGAUGGAAUUGACCCGAACUUCAAGAUGGACUCUCAAAACAAGCGCACACCUCUCCACGCAGCGGCAGAGGCAGGACAUAUAGACAUCUGCCACAUGCUGGUGCAGGCUGGAGCUAACCUAGACACAAGUGAUGAGGACCAACGCACUCCUCUGAUGGAGGCCUGUGAAAACAACCACAUGGAGAUCGUGUGUUUCCUGCUACGAGCGGGAGCCAGCGCUACACACAAGGACGCUGAAGGGUUCACGUGUCUCCAUCUAGCGGCCAAGUCUGGUCAUUACAACAUAGUGGAGCACCUCCUCACAGUGGGGCUCAUAGACAUCAAUGAUCAGGACGACGGGGGCUGGACGGCCAUGAUCUGGGCCACCGAGUACAAACACGCAGACCAAGUUAGACUACUGCUGUCAAAGGGAGCGGACAUCAACAUCAGGGACAAGGAGGAGAACAUUUGCCUGCACUGGGCGGCCUUCUCGGGCAGUGUGGAGAUCGCAGAGCUGCUGCUGGACGCUCACUGUGACCUGAGAGCGGUCAACAUCCACGGAGACUCCCCUCUGCACAUCGCUGCCCGGGAGAACCGCCUCGAGUGUGUCAUGCUGUUCCUGUCCCACGGAGCAGACGUGUUCCUGAAGAACCGUGAGGGCGAGACUCCUCCGGACUGCUGCAGCCACAGCUCCAAGGCCUGGAUGGCUCUGCAGGCGAGCCGCAGGGAGAGAAGCAUACGACCAAGGCUAGGACACAAAGUCCUGCACAGAGACAUUGCAUUGGGGCAGGAGGCUGUGCCCAUCCCCUGUGUGAACGAGGUGGACAGUGAGCUUUACCCUGAGGACUACAAGUACAUCAGAGAGAACUGUGUCACCUCCCCCAUGAACAUAGACCGCAACAUCACACAUCUACAGUACUGUGUGUGUAAAGAGGACUGCUCCACCAGCAUCUGCAUGUGUGGACAGCUCAGUCUGCGCCGCUGGUACGACCAGAAUGGUCAACUGUUGCCAGAGUUUUGCCGUGAGGAGCCUCCUCUGAUCUUUGAGUGUAACCACGCCUGCUCCUGCUGGAGAACCUGCAAGAACCGUGUGGUGCAGAACGGGCUCAGAGUGAGGAUGGAGCUGUUCAGGACUCAGAGGAAAGGCUGGGGCGUCCGGACGCUGCAGGACAUCCCACAGGGCACCUUUGUCUGCCAAUAUGUGGGGGAGAUCAUCUCUGAGGACGAAGCUGAGAUGAGACAGAACGACGCAUAUCUGUUCAGCCUGGACGACAAGCCUCAGGACCAGUACUGCAUAGAUGCCCGUUACUAUGGCAACAUCAGCCGCUUCCUCAACCACAUGUGUGAGCCCAACUUGUUGGCCGUGCGAGUGUUCACCACGCACCAGGACCUGCGCUUCCCACACAUCGCCUUCUUCGCCAGCACGGGCAUUCAGGCCGGAGAGGAGCUGGGGUUCAACUAUGGCGACCACUUCUGGGAGAUCAAGAGCAAACUGUUCAGCUGUGCGUGCGGAUCUCCCCACUGUAAAUACUCCUCCGCCGCCAUGGCAACGCUCGCAGCCGACAGCACGCCAGGGGAGCAGCUGGCCAGCGCCUCGCCAGACACCAGCUCGCCCACCGGACCCUCAUAAGCCCCGCCCCCGCCGCCUCAUGAACCCCGCCCCCUGACCACUGUAAAGACCGCCCACCCCCCUCAGGCUCCAUGCUUCAAACUGAACUUUAUCCGUGGACCCGUACUGUACGUCAUCCUGGUUGGAAUUUUGUAUUUCCAGAGUCAUGACGAAACCGCCGCACAAUCCAAUAACUGACAGACAACUGAGGAAUUUUUAAAUCUUUUUUUUUGUUUUUUUGUUUUGUUUUUUAAACAUCCAUCAGCUAUAAAACAUUCUGACCAGUAACAAAUUAUAAUCUAAAGAAAGUGGCGAUUGGUUUCAUAGGAAUAGUACAUUUAGGAACUAUUAAAACUUAACUUUCAACUUAAAAUUUUACUUAAAUUUGCACUACUUCGGCACUUUUACGUUUACCUCAUUGGUAUUGAAUCGAGAUGGCAAAUCUGGUCGAAAAUCCAAAAAUCUUGGAGGAAAAUUUGCCCUAUUGCAAAAGUGAGGAAUUUCAUACUGUUGUGGAAUGCCAUGCUAAAGAAUGCCAUAACAAUACUCAAACUGAAAUCAUUUUGUGUAAAUCUGAAAAUGUUUACAGCAGUUUUCAAUACAUUUUUCAGGCUGUUGUUCAUAAUGUUUUGGCUGAUGGAUCUAAGUCGUCAUAAUGAAAUUCUGAAGUUGCAAGAAGACAAAAUUUUGUUGCUGAAUCAUUCCAACCAAAACUGAAUUCUCGCCACUGUUUUGUGUCAUUUAACCAAUUCAAAUGGAAAUGGUUUUGGAAAGUGGCUUUUUAACGACUAUGUAUCAAUGAACGCCACAGCAUUCCUCUGCCGACACGCGGACUGUGAGAAUCAAUGCAUUAUCGACUGGUAGUUUUACAAAGCAUGAAUCUUAACGUUUGGAAGAAUUUCUGUGAAUUUGGCUCCAAUUCAAAUCAAUGGUGCUGACAAAAGUUUUACUUUUGUUGAAAUUUUAAUGAUCCCAUGAAUAUAGUUUGUACAAUAAGAGAACGUUUUAAGUUUUUAAUGUUUUUUUUUUCGUUUUUUUUUUUUUCUUUUUGGCUGUAAUCUAAUUGUAAUACGUGUAGCUAGUCUUAUUUUUACUCUCGUUUUUGGAGGACUUUUAAAUGUUGUAGUGACGCAGUAGCUGUGUGUCUGGACAUGGAGAGGAUUCAUGCACCUUCAUUGCAUUCUGUUACAUAUUUCUUGUGAACGGUCCAUCUGAUUGGUUGUCUUUUUCAAUAAAUUUACUAAUACAUUU
Molecule: messenger RNA, 5562 nt
Organism: Periophthalmus magnuspinnatus
Lineage: Eukaryota; Metazoa; Chordata; Actinopteri; Gobiiformes; Gobiidae
Gene: ehmt1b
Product: euchromatic histone-lysine N-methyltransferase 1b
Exons: 26
Coding region: 37-4332 (1431 amino acids)
Cellular component (GO): nucleus
Molecular function (GO): p53 binding; histone methyltransferase activity; zinc ion binding
Source: RefSeq, a predicted model, not a curated record